Molecule: messenger RNA, 2143 nt
Organism: Megalops cyprinoides (Indo-Pacific tarpon)
Lineage: Eukaryota; Metazoa; Chordata; Actinopteri; Elopiformes; Megalopidae
Product: PRKC apoptosis WT1 regulator protein-like
Exons: 7
Coding region: 291-1373 (360 amino acids)
Biological process (GO): positive regulation of apoptotic process; apoptotic process
Cellular component (GO): cytoplasm
Source: RefSeq, a predicted model, not a curated record
GAGAAAGGGAGGCAGAGAAUGAUCGCAACUUCGCGAACUGCUUGUGACUAACCUAGCUUGCAACUGACGUGCAUUUCAUUCCACCGGUCUGUUCACCUGGUACACCAACGGUGUCGCACGAAAAACAGACACCCUCACAUGUUUGAUGCUGUCUGCGGCUGCUUCGCCUAUAAGAAUGUGGCGUGAUUAGUUGCAGGGAAGAAUAGUUUUUGCUCAUUUAGUGUGAAACGGAACAGUUGAAUAAAGCGAGGCAGUUUACAAUAGACACCAAUUAAACAUUAAAAGGGAACAUGGCGACGGGUGGAUUCAGAUCAAGUCCAGCAACGGAUUUUUUAGAAGAGUGGAAAGCUAAACGUGAAAAGAUGAGAGCAAAAAUGCUCGGGGAUAUUGCCGCUUCUACCGGCGGGACCUGUGUCGGCGCCGCAGUCGCAUCUUCCCUUGGGACAAACAGCAAAAGUGAAACACGGAAUGCGACACAGAGCACGGAGUUGAACAACAACGGCAACCCGGACCGGGGAGGGUCCUCGGCUAUCAAUUGCGUGUCAUCCCAUCCCGUUGUUCGGUCAUCUUCCUCAUCUGCCCUGAGGAGGCCAGAGGAUGACCCACAUCAGACGCCAGUCGCCAGGGGAACCGAUCCCCCGGUAGGUAACUUGAAGAAGACAUCCCAGCCAGAGAGCGUACCCAGCACUCCGCAGUUGGAGUCCAGCGGGAAUGCGUGCACCGAGAGCGACAAGGAAAGCCCUACUCCGGGAACGGGCUCCAACAAGGGGAAAGAGAAAAAGAGCUCGGGUCCGAGCGCAAGGAAGGGAAAAGGCCAAAUAGAGAAACGAAAGCUGAGGGAGAAGCGGAGAUCAACAGGUGUUGUCAGCAUACCGUCCAACGAGAGUCUGGAUGAGCUGGAUGAUGAUGACGGUGGAGUGAAGGGGAGGAAGAGCGAGGAGGCGCUCACGCAGCACAAUACAGUCCAGAACGAGGCCAUGACCUCCGACCCCACGGCUGCCCACUUGUUACAGGACACGCCAAGAGGUGCAGCAGGCCGGCACAAAAGUGGGGCAGGCCUGGGUUCUGAAGAGGAGGCGGGGGGUAACAGCAGGCAUCGCCAGGGUUACGGUCGACAUGCCAAGGAGGCCAGCGCCCCGGCAUUUGGCGGGCUGGAGAGGAGAAUAGAGGAACUGGAGAAGGAGCUUGCCAGAGAGAGGCAGGAAAAUGCACGGCUGCUGAAAGCACAUCAAGACAAAGACGAGCUCAUCGUGAAGCUGAAGGAGGAGAUCGACCUUCUUAAUAGGGACCUUGAUGAUAUUGAGGAUGAGAAUGAACAACUCAAACAGGAGAAUAAGACCCUCCUCAAAGUGGUCGGCCAGCUCACCAGGUAGAGCCACGCCCACCCCAGAUGAUGUCAAAACAAGUCCCUGUGAAGUGACUGGAGCUGUCCCCAGGGGACUGGAGGUGCCCCUUUUGGGAAUUUCAAGACCGCAUCCUAUUCUGUGGCUGAUUUUAUCCAUUUGUGUUUUUGUUUUUUUGGAAGAGAAGUUUGCAUGUGGUUGGGAGGGCCUUAAAAGGACAGUAAGCUUCAUUCCUGAAGGUUUGGUAUAAGUGUUUUUCCAUGGGAUUUGAAGGAAUAUAAAGGUGUGAAAUGUGGUUUAAUUUAUCUGUUUGGUGAUAGACUUAAUGUAAAUGUGUUGUAUAUAUGCCACUUAUAUUGCUGAAAAACAAACAAAAAAAGACAAAUGAAAUGAAUGUAUGUGGUACACCACCAAAAACAUGAGGCAUUUGUGCAUCAGAGCUUCGGCCCCGCUGAUAAACAGGAUCUUUAUCAAACGGGUGUGCGCAAUUCGCUUGACUAUUUGUUUUUUAACCAGUGCAAAUUUAUCCAGUUAACAUGCAUUGCGAUAGUGAUACUUAUGCAACAUUUUGGCAGUGGAAACAGUGUUUCAAGAUGUUGCUAGAUGUUGUCAUGUUACUCCUGGUGUUAACACUUCUUGUAUAUGGCAUCUGCAUUUAAGAGCUCACAGAUGCAGCUUGUUUCAUUUAAACCGCAUUUUAAGACCAGAUCACAUUCCACUAGCCAAAGUGCGAAUAGUGCCUUGUAUAUUAAGUAAAUUGAUUUGAAAGUAAUUAGCUCUGUUUUCGCAGGAAAGAAAAA